Molecule: messenger RNA, 774 nt
Organism: Apis laboriosa (Himalayan honeybee)
Lineage: Eukaryota; Metazoa; Arthropoda; Insecta; Hymenoptera; Apidae
Product: DNA topoisomerase 1-like
Exons: 5
Coding region: 125-517 (130 amino acids)
Source: RefSeq, a predicted model, not a curated record
UUCGUGUAAUAUUAACUUGUAACAUGACAUUUAGUAUUUAACUAAUUUAUAUUAUAAAUUUAAUUAUGAAAUAAAAUAACAUAUAAAAAAGUACAAUUAUAUAUUUUAAUAACAAUAUAACAAAAUGAUAAUUUCAUAUUUUUUUUUAAAGGGUAUUAAAAGUCGAAUUAUAUUACCAUUUCAAUCAAAUAUUACAUUAACUGUAAUAAAAUUUAAUUCAUCAUCAUCUGAUUCUUCUUCUGAUUCAUCUUCUGAUUCAGAUUCAAGUUCUGAUUCUGAAAUUUCUAAUAAAGAUAGAAAAAAUAAUAAGGUAUUUAAAACCAUAGAAUAUUUACAAAGUGCAAAAGUUGCACAAAAAAAAAAACAAAUAGAAAAAGAAAUAACCAAAGCAGCUCAAAUCUUAACUACCACAUCAACACAAGAUAAAGAAAAAAUUCUUUUACCUUUGUUAAAAAAAAUUGGUGAUAUACAAAAUGCAGAUAAUAUAUUUACUAAAAGAAUCAAAAAAAUACGAUAAGAAAUAUUAACGACAAAUUUAAAACAAAAUAUGAUCAUAAUGCAACACAAUCAAAUAUAUCAGUAAUUAGAAUGUUACAAAUAAAACAAAAAAUGGCAAAUAUUAAUGCUAAAUUUGAAACAAAAAUUGAUAAGUCAAAAGAGAUACAAAAAGAACCAUCUAUUAUUAGAUUGCUAAAAAACCAGCAAAAAAAAAUAAAAAAUAUUGAUGAUAACUCUGAAAAAAAAAUUAAAAAAGAACCAUCUAUUAUUAGAAUG